GACGAGUUCGGUAAAACUGGAAUUACUAAUUAUCAUGAAGGAGCCGGCAUCAAUUAUUUGUUUUUAACUGGUUCAGAUUCCCCAGUCUACACUUAUAAUUCGUGCUCCAGUCAAAUUUACGUCCCAUUUGAAGAAAAUUACAAGCAGUUUUUCAACGCAAAUUCAAAGGGCGGAAUUGUCCAGUUAACUGUUGGCGGUCCUGGUGGUAAGAUUGACGUUAAUGAAGAUGAAUACCUUACCCUUGACGGAGACGCUCACGGCUGGGUGGCUUGCAAAAAUACCGGCGACCCCUACAAUUAUUCGCGAGACUUAUAUCAGUUGGCUUAC
Pichia membranifaciens NRRL Y-2026 is the source of this 327-nucleotide messenger RNA. RefSeq lists its product as hypothetical. The transcript has a single exon. The annotation marks the transcript as partial. The record is from RefSeq and is a predicted model, not a curated record. Lineage: Eukaryota; Fungi; Ascomycota; Pichiomycetes; Pichiales; Pichiaceae.